GGGCACAGACACCCCCGGGCACCGCCGCCGUGCCCAGCGUGCCGCAGUCCCCCCCAUCUCUCCCGCAGGCCCGGAGAUCCCCCUGUCCAGCUAUCCCCCCGCAGCCCCCCCCGGCACCGUUCCCCAUGGACCCCAAAGCCGGCCCUGCACCCCCCCAGCCCGGCUUCACCCCCAUGGCCAUGUACCCCCCUCCCGGGCCCGCCCAGUACCCCGUGUACCCCUCGGGGCCCCCCGUCUACAACCCCACAGCACCCCCGCCCUACGCCCCGGCACAACCCAGUUAUCCCGGAGCCUGAGCCCCCCCGGGGACCCUCGCACCCGCCGCCGGCCAGCGGGGCCGGGCUGGGGACCCCCGGCCCCCCACCUCGAGGCGCUGGGGGGGCGCCCCAGCACGGGGGGGAGGCGGCGGCAGCGGCACAGGGCGGCCCUUGUCCCGCACACUGGGCCCUUUGUGGGGGCCGCUCCCCCGCCUCUGGGUGCCCACGGACCCGGGCACCCGCGGGGGGGUCCCCAUGGGGGUCCCCCGAGGGCCGUGCGCCGGUGCCCCCCUGCACGACCACCUCUGGAUUCCCCCCCCGGGCCCCUCCCCCCCCCCCCCGGGGUUGGCAUUAAACCACUUCUUGUGCCCA
This is a messenger RNA of Corapipo altera (White-ruffed manakin), 629 nucleotides long. Its product is annotated as protein shisa-4-like. The transcript has 2 exons. NCBI's taxonomy places the organism in Eukaryota, Metazoa, Chordata, Aves, Passeriformes, Pipridae. The annotation marks the transcript as partial. The record is from RefSeq and is a predicted model, not a curated record.